UUUCAGCCGGACAACACGCUAUUUCACAAAGCUCAAAUAAUGUCAAACUGGUUUCUUGAACGUUACAGUGAGUUCACUAUACUAAAUCCAACCUUUGGGAUGCGGUCGACUGGGAGAUUCACAUUAUGAAUGUGCAGCUGACAAAUCUACAGCAAAUUGUGUGACGCUAUCAUGUCAAUAUGGACCAAAAUCUGGGGAAUGUUUCCAGCAACUUGUUGAAUCCAUACCAUGAAGAAUCAAGGUAGUUCUGAAGGCAAAAGGGGUCUAACCAAGUACUAGCAAGGUGUACCUAAUAAAGUGUCCGGUGAGUGUAUCUCUUGGCAAAGCAGGGAGAACGAGGGCACAAAAUACUAGCCUAGGGCACCAAAAAGCCUAGAAACGGCACUGAGCGACUAGCUUUGCCAUGCUAACGGAUCCAACAGGCGAACAACAGGUCUGAAAGGGCCGCAGAUUCAUAGAUCUGCAGCACAAAUGAGGACACUACACGGCACCGAGUCAAGAUUACGUGUUUCCCCUUUAUUUUAACUUAAGGAUAACCAGUCGUAUAUUAUGAAGACCCUAACAUUAAGCAGUUAACUCAACUCCUCGGUGUUGUCUGUGCAGCGCGUCCCCACAAUUGCUUCGCUAAGACCACGGCCGCUUCUUGUUGAUUAUUCAUGCACAAAAGGACAGACACGUUCUCGUUAUGGUCCCCUCAGUCGAAGAGGUUUCUUCUUCCCUUGUACGGGAAUAUCUGAGUCGCAAGGGGCUCAAGAGGACUAUUGCCUGUAUGGACGAGGAGCAUCCACGCACAGGGGCCAGUAUCAACAACAGAUCGCAGCUGAGGCAGAUUCUCAGCAUUGAGGAUCUCUACAGAAAGAAUAAGGUCCAGAAUUCACCUCUGAAAACAUUAUUGGAGAUUAUUGUAAAGCAUCUUAUUGAACAAGUAGAUGAUGAGAAAAUUAUGGGUGAUGAAAGCCACUCUCUGCAGAGAGCCCACACUAGCUCAGCGGCUCCUGCAGGAACACCAACAGUGGUCAAGGACAGGAAAACAGAGGGAAGUGCCCCAGUUUUUGUUACAAGCAAACAUACCAAAUCAAGGUUUGAUAUAACAGGAAUGUUCCCUUCUCAACCUACAAAUACUUCACUGAUGCCAGCGAAAGAGAGAAAGUCCAGUAAUGAUCAAACAGGUUUCUGGGGUCACACCUUAGAAGUUCAAAAAGACCGUCCGUUGAUGGCUUCCCUCCAAGACGAUAAGAGAUUAAUCCAAAGAGAACCAGAAAAAAGCACUUCCAUCUCUGAGAUCGCCCAAAGGAGCAGAAGUAACCGCAUUAGAAGAGGCAUGUUGUCUGGACCAAUACCCCAGGAAUCAAACAAAAAAAGGCACAGUCGAAAGGUGGAAGUGCCCCAGCCACUGCCUAGAAAAGAAGAGGAAAACAGGCGGUCUCAGGAUGGGCAUUUAGUGACUGACUUACACCAAAAAAGCUUUGAAAGCAGCGUAACUGAAAGCAGCUCCGAUGACUGUGUACGAGAGCGAUGCGAGGCGCCGAGUGUUUCAGAGAGAAUACAAAGUAAAAAUAACAUUGAAAAAGUGGGCCUGAACGUGGUGAAGACAACAAAAGCAAAGACCAGGCCAAAUUUGACUGAUCCGGAUGUGUCUGAGAUGGUGUUGCAUGACAUUGAGGAUGAUGAUGAUUUGCGAGAACUCUCCUAUGUGUCUCUUCAGAGAACCUUACCAGAACGCAGCUUUGCUGGCCACCCAAUGGACCAACGCACUGCCAUGGAAUUAAAAGCAGUUCUUCUUGGUUCCAGUCUAAAUUGUUUCAGUGUUGAGUGGAGGAAUCAGGGAUUCACAUUUUCAGACACACAUGAUCUCCGAUAUGGAAUUGUGCAGAGAAAGGGGGGUCCUUGUGGAGUUCUGGCAUCUGUUCAAGCCUUUGUGUUAAAGAAACUGCUGUUUGAAAACAGUGAGAGCUGCAAUAUGGGCCUUCAGAGGUUAAGACCUUCCAACAGCACCAGGAGAAAGUGUCUUGUUUUAGCUCUGGCUGAAAUCUUGUGGAGAGCUGGCGAGGAAAAACAAGCCACCAUUGCAAUAAAUUCAUGGGAAAAUCAGUUCACCCCAACUAGACCCUACAAAUCUGAAGGAGUGCUUGAAAAGAUAACGUGUUUGACUGUGGAUAACAUCAAGGAUCUGGAGCUGCUACUUGAGCAGCAUGUUGAGCAGUUUGAAACUGGGAUGUUGGGAUGCAUGCUUCUGACCAUAUCUGCUAUUCUUUCUCGAUCCAUUGAAAAAGUACGAGAAGAUAUGGAUGUGCCUACCACCACGCUCAUAGGAGCCCAUGGUUACUGCACACAGGAGCUGGUUAACCUAUUGCUCUGUGGUAGAGCAGUUUCCAAUGUAUUUGACAAUGACGUGGAGCUGGACUCAGGCAAUGGCAACAUGACUCUGCUUAAAGGAAUCAAAGGUCACUGUGACGUUGGUCUGCUGUCCUUGUUUGAACAUUAUAACAUCUGUAAGGUAGGAGGUUACUUGAAGACUCCCCAGUACCCCAUCUGGGUGGUGUGCAGUGAAAGCCACUUUAGCGUGCUGUUUGGCCUGCAGAGGGAGCUGUUGACCAACGAGGACAGCGGACCAGAUUUCGACCUCUACUAUUUUGAUGGACUGGCCAACCAGCAGGAGGAGAUCCGCCUCACUGUUUCUGUUGGCAAAUUGACCCAGAGCAGUCACGAUGUUGAUACUGACCUCAUUCCUCCCCUGGAGCUCUGUAUCCGAACAAGGUGGAAGGAUGCAUUUGUCAAUUGGAAUGACACAGAGCCUAUUCUCUAAAGGAUCAUCUGGUUUGAGGUUAUUUUUGUCAUUAACCAAUAGCAAAGACUGUGCAUCACCAUCAUCACCAUGCUGGUUUAUUUUAUGUAGGUUUUAUUAAGUAUGAACUUAUAUUGAGUUCUAAUAAACAAAAAGUUCAGAUCCUCUGCCUAUCAAAAAGUGACAACUGUAACCCUUUUAAAUUCUCCAUGCUCUUUGAACUAGAUAGUACAUCUGCAGUUGAUCACAAAAAUGUGUGUACUCCUGAUAUUAGUUGUGCAACAUGUUGCUGUUUCAUGACUCAGGACAGUUACUGCGUGUACCUGUUUAAUUUUUCUGCUGUAUUUUGUUUAUUCAACAGGGACCAUUAGUAAACUUUGUAAUCAUGGUUACAUUUUAGUAAAAUGAAGAUCAUUUUCAGGACUUGUCCUCAGUUGGCUUUAGAGGCAACAAUCUCAGAAAAACAUAAAAACAAAUAUUAAAAAAAAAAAGAGAGAGAGAGACAAUCAACUACAAACCGACUGAAAACCAAAUGCAUCUGAAUGAUGACCCAGAAGACGAUAGGAGAAAGAAAGAAAAUGAUGUUGACUAAUUUGCCUUUUGUUUGGGCCAUAACUUUUCCUAAUAAUGAAGACAUUAAUAAAUCAUAUUUUUAUUUCUGAUGGCAAUGUUUCAGCUCAUGCUCGUGGCCAUGAUGUGCUCAAUUCACGCAUAAGAGGAACAGGCCUGGAACUUUUUGACGGCACCUCUUCCACUACUAUUAACAUUUUGUUCUCCCUUCCAGUUGAGACAAAGUGUUGUGCAGAUUUGACAGCUGGAAAGCUUUUGGCCGCCACUGGGACAUGGAACUUCAUAUCAUUUAUUACGGCCUAAUUCUGUUGCCAGUACAUUUAUGAUAUUUUAGAGAACCCAAUUAUUUAGUCUUCUGAAAGUUUUAGCAUGAGAAUAUGCACACGUGAAUGUUUUGGAUGGCGACUUAAAUGUGUUGCUACAGGACAAUGUACACCACAGUGGCCUUAUGCUGUCAACUUGUACUUUUAACAUAAAAAUAUUAUUGACAUUUGCACCAAAUUAAUAUGAUUUCCCUGCUUAUUAAUAUAUGUAACACAACUGAGAUAUUUUAAGGACAUUUCUGAGUUGUCAUUUGUCAAAGAGAGAACUCACAAAUAAUCUAGGUUAACUGCAUUUUAGCGAGUGUUACCUUAUGACAUUCCUCAGAAUUGCCUUGAUGAAUGUUCGCUUUCGACAGACCACCCAUCUGGACAAUAAAAAUAUUUAAUACCUCAA
This is a messenger RNA of Archocentrus centrarchus (flier cichlid), 4072 nucleotides long. It is a transcript of the gene mindy4, whose product is annotated as MINDY lysine 48 deubiquitinase 4. The transcript is spliced from 18 exons. Gene Ontology annotation, molecular function: cysteine-type deubiquitinase activity; K48-linked deubiquitinase activity. The coding region runs from base 686 to 2806 and encodes 706 amino acids. Lineage: Eukaryota; Metazoa; Chordata; Actinopteri; Cichliformes; Cichlidae. The record is from RefSeq and is a predicted model, not a curated record. Gene Ontology annotation, biological process: protein K48-linked deubiquitination.